Messenger RNA from Coffea eugenioides, 1818 nucleotides. RefSeq names its product solute carrier family 25 member 44-like. NCBI's taxonomy places the organism in Eukaryota, Viridiplantae, Streptophyta, Magnoliopsida, Gentianales, Rubiaceae. The record is from RefSeq and is a predicted model, not a curated record. The transcript has a single exon. The coding region runs from base 614 to 1663 and encodes 349 amino acids.
CUUUCUCUUCAUCCUCCACUCCCGUCUCGCUCUCACUACCUUCCGCCAACAGGCCUUUCGGUCUUGCCGAUUUUUCUCUCCUCCUCUAAGCCGCUUAUUUCCAUUGUAGUUUCUGAACAAGUCCGAGAUCCGAUACCUCCAGUAGUAUUGAUAUAAUCAGGUCUACCGUUUCGUUUCCGUCGAAGAUGAUGUACCUUUUGCCGGUUAGAGCCAUCCAAAAAUGUUAGACCCGUAUGCUGUUGUUCACGUUAGAUCCCAAAAAUGGCUUCGCAAGAGGAAAAAAAAGGGCCCUCUUUGGAUUUUUACCUCAACUUUCUCCUGCACUUGUGAAUAGUAGUAGCUCUAGCAGCAGAUGAAGUUUUGAUCUUUUUUCUGAGCCUGCAGUAACUGCAGUUCCAAAAAAAUCUUUAAAGACCAGACUUUUUGGGAUUUGUGUGAUAGUAACAAUAAUAUUUUUGUUGGUUUUAAGAUGUUUGAUGAUCUAAUGGAUAUGGGUUUGUACUUGUUUUCAUAGACAUAUUAGAGAUGGAGGUGAAGUUAGUAGAAUGAAAAUUUCUUGAGCAACAGUAGUUGACAGUAAAAAAAAAAAGUGGGAUUUUUGAAAGUGGCUAAGAUGAGUUUGGAUGCUGCUGAAGAAGAAGAAGUAUCGUCCCAAGAAGUAAAAAUUCCAGCUGAUAUAGAUUGGAAAAUGCUGGAUAAAUCCAAGUUUUUCUUCCUCGGAGCUGCCUUUUUUUCCGGUGUUUCAGCUACUCUUUAUCCUAUAGUGGUGUUAAAAACCAGGCAACAGGUGGCCCAAUCUCAAGUUUCUACCAUUAGGAUUGCGUUUUGGGUUGUUAGACUCGAGGGGUUUCGCAGUUUGUAUAGAGGAUUUGGGACUUCUUUAAUGGGUACAAUCCCCGCCAGGGCAUUAUACAUGGCCGUCUUGGAGAUUACCAAGAGUAAUGUGGGGACUACUGCCAUUAAAGUUGGCUUUCCAGACUCGACUGCAGCUGCUAUGGCUAAUGCUGCUGCUGGAUUAAGUGCUGCAGUGGCUGCACAAAUGGUUUGGACCCCAAUUGAUGUGGUGAGCCAGCGCCUUAUGGUGCAAGGUGGUAAUCGACACAAAUUUAGUAAUUCGUUAUCUUCGACCAAGUAUCUGAAUGGAUUUGAUGCCUUCAGGAAGAUCCUAAAUUCGGAUGGACUCAGAGGACUCUACAGGGGAUUUGGGAUUUCGAUCUUGACUUAUGCUCCUUCUAAUGCAGUUUGGUGGGCAUCCUACUCUGUUGCUCAGAGGCUAGUUUGGGAUGGAAUUGGAUUUUACUUGUGCAAGAAAGAUGAUGAUAUGUUUGAAAACGGUGUUAGUGCUUUAAGGUCUGAUUGUAAAACUGUAAUAGCUGUUCAAGGGGUCAGUGCAUUCAUGGCUGGAGGAGUUUCCGCGGUGAUUACUAUGCCUUUGGAUACCAUAAAGACCAGAUUGCAGGUUCUGGAUGGGGACGAAAAUGGCCGAAAGGGGCCAACCAUUGGACACACGUUCAGGAAUUUGGUAAGAGAAGGUGGUUUGAUGGCUUGCUACAGAGGGCUGUGGCCACGAUGGGCUUCAAUGUCCAUGUCUGCCACCACAAUGAUAACUACCUAUGAGUUCUUGAAACGGCUCUCAGCCAAGAAUCAAGAGGGUUUGACAUGAUGAACAUACGAAUUACGAAAUAAAACAAACAGGGCAUAAGCUUAGUUUUGUCUUCUCCUCUUUCAACUAAUGCAAUGUUAAAUCUUUUGGUUGUUUUCAACUCUAAAGUUGUCUCUAUUUCCUGCUGUUGCUUGAACUAGAACUCUUCACCCUAA